Molecule: messenger RNA, 3888 nt
Organism: Chaetura pelagica (chimney swift)
Lineage: Eukaryota; Metazoa; Chordata; Aves; Apodiformes; Apodidae
Product: alpha-2-macroglobulin-like protein 1
Cellular component (GO): extracellular region
Molecular function (GO): endopeptidase inhibitor activity
Source: RefSeq, a predicted model, not a curated record
AUGAGGAUAGUCAUCCUCCUGAGUCUUCUGUUCCACAUGACAGCUGCUUUUCACCAAGUACAUUACCUGGUGGUGAUCCCUGCGGAUCUCCACUACCCAUCCACCCAAGUUGCCUGCCUCCAUAUCACCUGUCAUGAAACAAAGCUUCAAGUGAGUCUAGUCCUGGAGAGCUCUGCAGGACGUGAGCUCUUAGUACAAGAAGCCAUCCAGAAGAAGAAGACUUUCCUGUGCACUAAGUUCUGGGUUCCACCUCCAGCUGAUGGCACAGAGGAGAUUGCCACUGUCAAACUGAUCAUCACAGGUGAAAGAGUCAGUAUUGAGGAGAAGAAAAGGGUCCUGGUCCGUAAGGCCAGCACUGGCACCUUCAUCCAAACAGACAAGCCCAUCUAUCAACCAGGGCAGACAGUGAAGUUUCGCAUUGUGAGUCUAGAUGAGGAAUUCGUUGCACUCAACAACUCGAUUUCCCUGUUUCUCCAGGAUCCUAAGAACAACCGGAUAGAGCAGUGGCUGAAUGUGGUCCCCCAGGAUGGCAUUGCAGAUCUGUCUUUCCAGCUGAGUGAUGAGCCUCUACUGGGGACUUACAUCAUCAAUGUAACCAGUCACAGAGCACAUGGCAACUUCUCCGUUGAGGAGCACGUUCCAGCAAAAUUUGAAGUGAUCUUUGAGGCACCAGAUCAAAUUUAUGCACUAGAUAAAACCUUUCCACUUCGUGUCUGUGGCAGGUACACCUAUAGGAAAGGCGUCCAGGGGAUGUUUCAUGUCAGCCUUUGUCAGAAGAUAGCCUUGUUCCUGCCAAGUGCUUCCAAACCUGAUCUCUGUCAGGAAUUCAACAACCGGACAGAUGAGACAGGUUGCUUCUUCAUGAUUGUGAGUCUGUCCUCCUUCAGUCGAGACUUUCGGUACUACCGGGACAGCAUCGUUGCAGAGGCCUCGCUGGUGGAGGAUGGCACAGAGACACACGUCAAUGCUUCCCAUAAAUUACUCAUGUCCAAGAUUGCCGGGAUGGCCUUGUUUGAUGAUGUCAAUUCUUACUACCACGCUGGAGACAUGUACAGGGGGAAGAUCAGAGUCAUCAACUACCAAGGCAAGGCAAUGAAGCACAAAGAAGUCCUCCUCUUAGUAAGCUGCAGGGGGCAGCAAUUUAAGCAGAGGUACAUCACUGGGGACUCCGGGACGGCUUCAUUUAGCCUGAACACAACUGCUUGGAACAGCACCUCAGCUUCCCUGGAGGCAAGUGUCCUACAUCAAGAUUUGGAUAACGAGCCUGGGACAGCUGAUUUGAGUUACCAGCGAGCCUCUCAUGUCAUACAUCCAUUUUACAGCACCAGCAGGAGUUUUCUCUCCAUUGCUCGUGUGCCGGAAAUGAUGCCCUGUGGUAUAAAGCAGGUUAUCCAGGUGGACUUCAGAAUUUACCAGGAAGACCUGGAACAUGGGCCCAAGCGUGUCAUUUUCUCCUACUUCGUCACAGGGAGAAGAGGCAUAGUCCAUGCAGGUCAGAAGACUGUUUGGGUUGGGCUGCCAAGAAUGCUGAAAGGCUUCUUCUCCAUCCCUCUUACCUUCAGCUUGAUCUAUGCCCCAGCUCCAAGACUUGUUGUUUAUGUUAUCUUCCCUAAUGGAAAAAUCAUCGCGGAUUCUGCCAUCUUCAGGGUCUCCAUGUGUUUCAGAAAUAAGGUGGAGCUGGGCUUCUCAGUGCCCCAGACCCUUCCUGAUGCAAAUGUUGGUCUCCACCUGCUGGCAGCUCCUGGGUCCACCUGUGCUGUUUGGGCUGUGGAUCAGGCUGUCACUACACUGAAGCCAGGAGAAGAGCUCAGCAGCUCCUUGAUGGAUGAGCUGUUCUUAUCUGCUUAUAACUCCAGACAUCCUCCUCAAGUGUCAGAAGAUGAUAAUUCAUGCGAGUUCCCAAACUCUGAUGAGCCUGAUGUGUUUACAGCAUUCAGGGAAAUGAGGUUGCAAAUUAUGUCCAACACCAAUAUCAGGAAACCCAGAGUGUGCCCAACAACACCAUCAACAACUGUGUUGCGGGAAACAACAACGUUGACUUCCAGGCCCAUGUUGAUGUUUGCUCAGCCCCACGAAGCAUAUAAUGACCAUCUGACAACAUCUACCUAUGAGCCUACUAUGUUUUCCCUUGCUUCUGCACCUGAAGAAAAAGUACAUAAGCAUUUCCCUGAAGCCUGGAUAUGGAAUUUAUAUUCUGUGGGUCCCAGUGGGAACAAGAAUGUCACUGUCACUGUGCCUAACACCAUCACAAAAUGGAAAGCAGGAAUGUUCAGUCUGCUUGUUUUCAAGCCAUUUCUUGUGGAGCUCACACUACCAUUUUCUGUGAUCCAGGGUGAGACCUUCACCCUGAAGGCCACAAUUGUCAACUAUCUGCAACGAUGCAUGAAGAUCCAGGUGACCCUGGAGACAUUUCCACAAUUCCAGCUCAAGCAAUGCAAAAGUUGUGUCUACAGCAGCUGCUUAUGUGCCGAUGAAGUGAAGACCUUUCAGUGGAGUGUCACAGCUGAACAGCUGGGGCUCAUGAACAUCACCCUCAAUACAGAGGCCGUGGUCACCAAAGAGCUCUGUGGUGAAGAGAUACCAUUUGUUCCCAACCAAGGACAGAAAGAUAGGAUCAACAAACUCCUCCUAGUCCGGCCAGAGGGACUGUUGGUAGAAAAGGCUCACAGCUCCAUCCUAUGUCCCAAAAAAGGGAAUCCAGCACAGGAAUCUGUGUCCCUGAUGUUGCCUCUAAAUGUGGUUGAAGGUUCAGUCAGAGCCACCGUCUCGGUUACUGGUGACCUCCUGGGCCAGGCACUGCAGAACCUAGACCACCUAGUGCAGAUGCCCCACAGCUGUGGGGAGCAGAACAUGGUGCUGUUUGCCCCCAUUGUCUAUGUGCUGCAGUACCUGGAGAAGACAAGGCAGCUGACCCCUGAGAUCAAGGAGCGGGCAACAGGAUUCCUGCGCAAUGGCAAGUGUGGAUGGGGAGGUCACAUUGGCUGCCUACAUCACUGCUGCAUACUUGGAGGCAGGAGAGACACCAGAGGUGGCCAGAUCCACUGGAGCCAGACCUUAUCCCAGUCCAGAUACAGCGGCAGCCUUUGGUCACAGCCACUGCCUGUGGAUGUGGAGAUGACAGCCUAUGUUCUCCUGGCCCUGCUCUCCAAGCCAAAUGUCACAGGGUCUGAUCUCACCACAGCCUCCAGCAUUGUGGCCUGGCUCACCAGGCAGCAGAAUGCCUAUGGAGGGUUUGCUUCAACACAGGACACAGUGGUCGCCUUGCAGGCCUUGGCUAAGUAUGCAGCACUGACACACAGCACGAAAGGGGGUGCAGAAGUGAGGGUGAGGUCCCAGACAGGCUUUGGGAGGAAAUUCCAAGUCUCAUACCAGAACCGGCUAUUGGUGCAGGAGGCAACACUGACAGAAGUCCAAGGAAACUUCUCAGUGCAGGCUCAUGGCAGCUGCUGUGUCUUUACCCGGAUGGUGCUGAGGUACAACAUGCCCUUUGCACAGGUCUCCACAUCCUUUGCCUUGCGAGUGAAAACCAAGCCAGUUAAUUGCACAGAUGAUACACACUCUGUUACUGUCUAUGUCAAUGUCAGAUACACUGGGACGAGAUCCACUUCCAACAUGGUGAUCGUGGAGGUGUCCCUGCUGUCCGGAUUCGCCCUUACUCCAGGAUCCCCGAUGUCUCUGCAGCAUUGGCAUCCUGUGAGAAGAACUGAGAAAACACGAGGAGGUGUUGCCAUCUACCUGGACAAGCUGAGCCAUAAGUCUGAGACAUAUGUCCUGCAUCUGGAGCGGGAGAUUGGGGUCACCAAUCUGAAGCCUGGCCAUGUCAGGGUCUAUGACUACUACCAUCCAGAGGAGCAGGCCCUGGCUUAUUAUAACGUCUUCUGCAUCUGA